This is a messenger RNA of Cylicocyclus nassatus, 5124 nucleotides long. The record is from the annotation of a GenBank genome assembly. NCBI's taxonomy places the organism in Eukaryota, Metazoa, Nematoda, Chromadorea, Rhabditida, Strongylidae.
GUAAUUUCAGGCCUUUCCUUCUACAUCUCAACGAAAAAUCUACAUCAAACUCCACUUCAUUAUGACAAUCGAGUGAAGAAAUGACAACGAUAUUCGGAUUUUGGACAUGGUGGUCGACGUUGAUACUGUUAUUGCUGCGGUUUACCUACGGUGAUGACGAUAUAGACUUGGACACAUUGAAUAUCACUUCAACAACGGAAUCUUCAACAACGACUACUACAACACCGCCGGGACCAGCAUCGGCUGAUAAGCUAGGGGUUCCUCGAUGUGAGUCAAACUACGAUUGCGUUCAUAAUGGUCUAUGUCGUAAAGAUAGCGAUGGUUAUGGUAGAUGUCUUUGUCCGAGGAGCUGUCCGCCGUACAUUCCAAUGGAUUGUAUGAAGCAGGGUGCUUCAUCAUACUAUCGCCUUCGGCAGAGAUAUCGGCACGAGCUGCCAUGCGGGGUGAUGGAUUCGAGUUACGCAAAAAAGUACGAUUUGCCCAGUCCUCAGUGCCAUCUGGGUCGUUGCUCAUGUCCACCGAUGUUUGACAACUGGAAGACAAGUGAUUCACCGGUGCUUACGCUGCUGCCUACGAAGUGUGACAGACGAGAACUGGCCGUCCUCGGUAUAGCAUACCCGUCGGACGCAGUAUACAAAGGCACAGAUGUGGUGCUCUACUGUUGUGUGAAUAUGGAUCCGCAAGGGUUGAUCGAUGUAGCAGGGGUGUUAUUCGUGCAGAACACUACAGUAGUACGUGAGCCGACCAACCAUCCGUUUCAUUAUAUGACUGAGUUUGAAAAGAUGAACACUCCGUACUGCUGGGAACUUGAAAUCCGCAAUGUGCAGCUAUCUGAUAGCGGCUCGUACAUGUGUCAUGUGAACGCAAAUCAGCAGCCAUCUGUCAAUUAUACUAUAGAGUUCCAAGUCAAAGCUCCGAGAACUAUUCAAAACCUAACGAUUGUUACAAAUGAUAAUUCCGCUAACGUUAGCUGGGAUGUACAGCAGGGACCACAACUGAAGAUAGGACUGAGGCUUGUACGGAGAACAGGACUGAAUGGGCAAGAGGUCUUCUCACAAGUGAAUGCCAUCUCACCUGUAAUCAUCACCAAUCUCCGCGCUGCGACACCUUAUAAAUUGUUUGUGACUGUGAAUGACAGCCAGACAGAUCCGUUCGAGAUCACAGAGCUAUUCAAUACGGCUGAAAGCAAGCCCCAUCCGCCUAAAUAUGAAGAUGUGCGAGUUUUGAACUCUGGAUCAUCGCUUAUGUGCGAAGUGGAGUGGAGAGCACCCGCUUUGACCAAUGGGAGAAUCAGUCGUUACUAUGUAAGAGUACAAGGAGCCGUUCGUCGAAUGAGACCAGGAGGUCCUAUAGUUGCAGAUGAUUUUCCCCCACCAACUGAUGAGGAAAAAUGUGCUAACUGGGAUGAGAGGGAAGCGGCCUCACAUGGCAUUAACCCUAUAGAGUUCACAACGGAGUUCUUGUCGUGCAAGUAUGGUCCUCUGAAGCCCAAUCGAAAUUACACAAUCACCGUAUGGGCGGAAAAUUCAGCUGGUCGUUCAUCUCCGUUAGUGUUCCCUAAACAUUGCAUAACAAAUUAUGCUCAGCCCGAUGUAGUCGAAAAACCAAUAACGUCAACAAACUCCAAUCAUACGUCAUUCAACUUAGCUUUCAACUCCAAACCAGAUGACACAAAUGGUCCCAUUAGUUGCUAUUACAUUGGCAUCGUGCCAUUGUUGAGGAAUGUUUCGUUAGAGACACUUCCACCUCCACAAGAAAUAGUUAUGGAUACGGUAUCAAAGGCAUUCAACAAUAAUCUCCUUCCACUUGCUGCCGAGAAGAAACGAUUUUUCGCCUACAUCGCGGAAAGCUAUACCGACUACCCUGCAGACACGGUCAUCGGUGAUGGGAAAGGAGUGGCUGGCAUGAAACCGUGCAGUGUUCUGUACCUCAGCAGAUACAAAGCAGAAGAUGUCAUUCUUCGACCUGGACUGAAGUACACUGGUUUUCUCAUUGUAAGAGUGGACAAAGAUGAUAAAGAAGAAGUUCAGAGUGGAGCUCAUUAUAGUCGAAUACUGGAUCCCUUGAGGCCGAGAUCUUAUCGGCAACUUCAUCUCAGUGGACCUGCAUACGGCUUUAGUGGAUACUUCAAACCGGUGUUUUUGGAGCCGGAGGAUGUUUCAGAAGGAAGCGUACUUGGCACGUUUUUCACUGUUUUGGUUCCACUUCUGGUCUUCCUAACCAUGGCAUCCGUAUUGGCUCUGUUUGUGCUGCACAAACGUGGAGAAGUGUCUCAGUGGUGUCAUUGGCUGUGGAUGUCCAAGGAAUCGUCAGUGGGAGCUGAGCGAACUCUUCUUAGACCAUCAGCUUACCAUGCCAUCCCAGUAGAUGACUUACCGUCCGAGUAUCUCAUGAGACAUCGCGACUCAGAUUUCCUGUUUGCCCAGGAGUACGAGGCGCUUCCCCAUUACAAACUCGAUGCGACUGCUAGCGCUAAGAAGGAAAAUGCAUGCAAGAACAGAUAUAACGACAUCCGAGCCUUUGAUGCGACUCGUGUGAAAUUACGGAUAAUCAACGAGGAUGAGAACUCCGACUAUAUCAAUGCGAACUUUGUCAAGGGUUGGGAUGACCGGAAAACAUUCAUAGCAGCGCAGGCCCCACUCGAUACGACAAUUUCUGAUUUUUGGCGAAUGAUAUGGGAGCAAGACGCACGUUUGAUAGUAAUGGUAGCGAACUUAUUUGAGAAAAAUCGUCAACAAUGCACAAAGUACUGGCCGGAUGAUCAGCCAACAAGGUAUGGUGAUCUACUGGUAAGCCCUCGAGAAGCUUCCUACUUCGCUGACUACGCCGUUAGAUGUUUCGAUAUCGAGACUGUCAAUGAGAAAUUUAGCAGGAUGUCUCCUGGUGCUAGGUCCGACAUCGGCUCGAUCGAAUCAACUCCCGGCUCGGAAUAUGCGAAUGUUCCAUCAGUACGUCAUUCAAAUGGCCAUGCUGAAACUUCAUUUGUAGGUACGGGUAACGUACGUCGGGUUGUGCAGUAUCAUUUCACAAACUGGAAUGACUACAAAGCUCCUGAAUGCUCCACAGGAUUAUUGCGGUUUUUGAAUCGCUUACGAGAACUGCCAGAAUUCAACGAUUAUCCUGUUGUGAUACAUUGCAGCGCUGGCGUGGGUCGAACAGGAACAUUCAUUGCCAUCGAUAGCAUGUUGGAUCAAUGUGCUGCCCAAUCUAAAGCUGACAUCUUCAACUUUGUCGCAGGUCUUCGAAAACAACGGAACCUUAUGGUGCAAUCUCAGGAACAGUAUGUGUUCAUUUACAAAGCUUUGGCUGAAUGGCAUUUGUUCGGCUACACGGAUAUGGAUGUUGAACAGCUGAAAGAACAUUAUCAAGAGUUGCUGGAACCAGCAAAUAGGGACCGAUCAUCGUCAUUCAGUAAUGCAGUCAAACUUGUCGCACGGCCCGACGCUGCACCUACGAUAGGCAUGGAGGUGGAGUUCCGGAGACUCGAACGGACUCUGGAAACCCCCGCCAAGUGCUCGUUUGCAGCUAAAGAAGACAAUGUGAUGAAAAAUCGGUUUGAUUCGGCAGUACCAUAUGAUCGUAAUCGUAUCGUACUACGAGCAUCGAUCGGUUACGCCGAUACUACUUACAUCAAUGCCAGCUCUCUUAAGGGCUAUUUUUAUCCGUAUGUUUUGGCACAAGAUCCUGUUAGUGAGAACACAGUGUUCGACUUUUGGCGUAUGAUCUCGGAAUUGAAUGUUACAACAUUAGUAAUGCUUUCUAACGAGGAAGAUUGGAGCCCUUCCGAAAAGUACUGGCCAAGUGAGCUUCACGAAACGGCUGUCUAUCAGCGUGCUCCGUACCACGUGACUGUACAGCUCAAUGGAGAGGAACAUUUCCCAUACUUUAUCACUAGGAAACUGAGCUAUCGCUUGAAGGAGGAUAGCGUUGCUCGUAGUGUAGUUCAAUUCGCAUUCACAGCAUGGCCAUCAUCUUGUGUAGUGCCAACAUCAUCAGAGCCACUACUUUCGCUCGUUGGUCGAGUUCUCGAAAGACAAAGUGGUUUGCCUGAUUCAGGACCGAUCGUGUUACACUGCAGGGAUGGUUCCUCCGAAACGGGUGUCUAUUGUUGUAUUUCAUUAUUGUUAGAACGGUUGAAAGCAGAACAACGAAUAGAUGUAUUCCAAACCGUCAAAGGCCUCCAGAAUCAGCGGCCAUUGAUAUUCUCAAAAUUGGAACACUAUGCGUUCUGCUACCAAGCCGUUAUCGAUUACAUCAGGUCAUCUCGAUAGCGUUUUGAUGAUUAUCAGGUCGUUGUUAGAGAAUUCUUCUUCCUAAAAAUUCGUAUCACUGGAUCAGAUCGUGUAGUUUGGCAAUAUAUGACCAUUUCUUAUCUUCUUCUCUCUAAUCCGCGCAAAUCUCUAGUCAUCACAUAUUUGGAAUUUAUAUGCGCUCAUUCCACUUUCAUUAUCGUUUUCGUCAUUUCUCAUUUAGCGCUCUCUUGCCAUGUUCAUUACACUGACUGCAGUCUUUUGUUCGAAAUUCGGGUGAUAUCAUUUAAUUAUUUGUUUACUGAAUGAUGAAUUGUUUUCUGUGUUCGCUCAUUUAUGCGCUGUGAUGUACUUUAUGUUCAAUGAUGAUGUAUUCUUUCUAAGCGAAUCUUUUCCUGUCUCAUCUUGAUAUAACAGUACUGAUGUAGGAACGAACGUUCAUUCUGUCAAAAUAAUAGACUAGUCAGAAAUUGGUCGCUAAACACGCAUAAUUAUAUUUUGACGAUAUUCUAUUAGCCUUGCAUAACCCCUUAACUGCGAUGCUGCUUACUGAUUCGUAUGCGAUGAAUGCGCAGAGCUCUCUAUACAUAUUUGCAAGUUCUACAUUUAGUUAGCUAGCGAUAAGCAACUCUCAGCGCUGUUCGUACGCCUGCCAAGGUUGUUUUUCUUUAUGCUUGUGACCCGAAAAAAACCGGGUCCUAUGCUAUUUGUUGCAUUAUUUCUCGCACUGCGCAUCCAUAUUUCACAGCCUCAUCAUUAUGUUAUUGGCGUUUGUUUAGUAGGCAUUAGUAUCGAACCUCCCAGAAACGUGUAUUUUUUUUCUAUUUCUCUUUCGCCGUAUGUGGUGUACAUAUUGUGUCAAAUAAAUAAGCUU